Messenger RNA from Acaulospora colombiana, 501 nucleotides. The record is from the annotation of a GenBank genome assembly. NCBI's taxonomy places the organism in Eukaryota, Fungi, Glomeromycota, Glomeromycetes, Diversisporales, Acaulosporaceae.
GCCCGAAACAAAGCAAUCACCUUCGCUGAGAUUGAUAUGGAAAAUGCAGACAGCCUGGUUCUCUCCGACGAUCCCCAGCAUCCAGCAAACCUAAUACCCGAGAUAUGUGCUUGUAUACACACGCACUCGCAAAAUGCGGUGAUGGUUACACUGUUGUAUCCCGGCGGAGAGUUUGUGAUCACUCAUCAGGAAAUGAUCAAGGGAAUUAGACGUGGGAGCGGAACGCAGAAUCUACGUUACGAUGAUACCUUGGUGGUUCCCAUCAUAGAAAAUACACCAUUCGAGGAAGACCUAGCCGAAGGAAUGGCGAAGAUCAUUGAAGAUUAUCCGGAUACCAAUGCAGUUCUUGUUCGUCGUCAUGGUGUUUACGUUUGGGGAGAAACAUGGGAAAAAGCAAAGACAAUGUCCGAGUGUUACGAUUAUUUAUUCGAAAUUGCAAUCAAGAUGAGAAGCUUCGGAUUGGAUCCCGCAGCGAAACCUGAUGCUAAAUUACAAAUUUAA